CUUUUUGACUUUAUCUAUGAUUUUCACAUGGCUUUCAAUUUCGACGUUUUUGACACUGACGAUUUUUGAGUGCAAUGCAAUCAGACAUGCACUCAAUAUAACAAUACUAAACCUCAACUAAACCUGCUGUAGUCGCACGUCGCACUCGAGUCGAGCAGCUACUACUCUACUAUUCUAUUAUCUAUGACUAUAUCUUAUCCGGUAUCUUAUUUAUUUAUUCUGUAUAUGAUAUGAUUCUAGUUGUGUACUUCAUCAGGAUUCUUUGGUAUUAUGAUUAAUUUACACUUAAUUAACGAUGUAGUUUAUGUAUUUAACCUAAAUGAUUAUGAAAAGUUAAGAAAACAACAUAGAAUUGUUGGGAAAAUCGCAGGGAGUUCUCUUACAGCAGCUUCUAUGCCUGUGAUUCUGCUACCAGAAGAGGUUUAUCUUCUUGUUACUCGUAAAUUAGCAAAUGUAGUUACCCUUCCAGAAAUAACAGAAGAACCACUUGAAGAAGCAGAAAAGAAAUUUAAGAAUUAUACUGAAGAAUUGUACAAAGAGGAACAAGUAGUAUUUAAAGAAAUACGGAGAAAAGAAUUGGAAGGUAUGAUAGAUAAAAUAGUUGAAGGGAAAUGUAAUAAAGACAAAGAUGAUGUUGCUAUAAUACAUUCCAAAAAGGAAAUAUUGGAGCAAGAGUUAGAAAAAUCAGGAAAUAUAUCAGAACAACAUAUGUUGUGGCCAAUAGUUACCAAACAUUAUAAUGAACUGACUGGAAAACUUAAGGAAACUCCAUUAACAGAAAUACUUAAACACACUACAAAUGAAAAAUGUAAAGUUUUUGAUGACCUCUGGAAUAAAGGUUAUUAUAUAACUUCUGGAAAUAAAUUUGGAGGGGAGUUUUUGGCUUAUUUAGGAGAUCCUGUUGCAUUCCAUGCAGUCUUUAUAGUUCAUUGUGUUUCAGAGAAUGAGUGUAUUUUUCAUCCAUGUGAACUUGUAGCACUAGGAAGAUUAAGUACAUCUGUUAAGAAAAGAACAGUUUUUGCCUUUGUAAAAUCAAAUAAUGAAAUUUCUUACUACACUCUGAGCUGGUUUGAUAGUUAACACAGGUUAUUUUUUUUUAAAGGUAACUUUUUGUAAUUGUUUUCUAAUUUAUUAUUUUACAUACAAAAUCUUAUACAGUAUCUAUUAAUUUAAAGUUCUGAUGUUGAGGAUUUGGUAUUACAUUAAAAUACUUCUUAAAGAAAA
This is a messenger RNA of Agrilus planipennis (emerald ash borer), 1224 nucleotides long. RefSeq names its product tRNA-splicing endonuclease subunit Sen34 (gene Tsen34). The record is from RefSeq and is a predicted model, not a curated record. Gene Ontology annotation, biological process: tRNA splicing, via endonucleolytic cleavage and ligation; tRNA-type intron splice site recognition and cleavage. Gene Ontology annotation, molecular function: tRNA-intron lyase activity; nucleic acid binding. The transcript has 5 exons. Lineage: Eukaryota; Metazoa; Arthropoda; Insecta; Coleoptera; Buprestidae. Bases 271 to 1080 code for a protein of 269 amino acids. Gene Ontology annotation, cellular component: tRNA-intron endonuclease complex.